CUAGAGAUCAUUGAGCUCUAUGUUGCACGCUAAACGAUCCGCUGAAGGAAAGUCACAAGCGGUGCACAGCGUUGUAUUUGGACAACUAACUUAUACAAAUGGACGAGUUGUUAAGUUUGUUGUACAAAAAUGCAUACGAACAACAGUAAGUAUAUACUGAAUAACACGCUUUGAAACUGUAACCAUUUUGCUGCAAGCCGUAAAAUGAGCACGCAGGCGUCGGCAUCUGGAUCCGUCAAUGAAGCGAGAGGCAGAAGUGCUCAAGAUGUGGAAGACUCCAAAACACACUUCAGAGUCUGUCGGUUUAUCAUCGAGACUGGAGUGAAGUUAGGCAUGAGAUCUGUGCCCAUGGCUACAGCAUGUGUGCUGUAUCACAGGUUCUUCCAGUCUGCCAGUCUGCAGGUCUAUGAGCCUUACCUAGUGGCCAUGUCUGCCAUCUACCUCGCAGGCAAAGUAGAAGAGCAGCAUCUCAGGACAAGAGAUAUCAUCAAUGUCUGUCACAGGUAUUUUCACCCAGAGAGUGAACCGAUGGAACUGGAUGGGAAGUUUUGGGAGUUGAGGGACAGUAUAGUACAAUGUGAGCUCCUUGUCCUUCGACAGCUUAACUUCCAAGUGUCCUUUGAGCAUCCACAUAAGUACGUGCUGCACUACCUGCUCUCUGUGAGGAGUCUUUUGAAUCGCCACGCCUGGUCUCGAACCCCCAUCGCAGAGACGGCCCUGGCUGUAUUAAAAGACAGUUACCAUAGCUCUGUGUGUGUCCGCCAUAAGCCUCAACACCUUGCCUUCACCUCCCUCUAUCUUGCUCUCCAGACAUAUGGAGUGCAGCUCCCCAGAGGAGAACUGGAGUGGUGGCAGGUUGUUUGUGCAGACAUCACCAAGGCUCAGAUUGAGACCAUCAUGAGUGAAUUACUGCAGCUCUAUGACAUGGAGGCCAAGUGUACCUGAGAGACAAAGAAUGAAGCGG
Messenger RNA from Sinocyclocheilus rhinocerous, 964 nucleotides. RefSeq names its product cyclin Q (gene ccnq). NCBI's taxonomy places the organism in Eukaryota, Metazoa, Chordata, Actinopteri, Cypriniformes, Cyprinidae. The transcript is spliced from 5 exons. Bases 205 to 945 code for a protein of 246 amino acids. The record is from RefSeq and is a predicted model, not a curated record. Gene Ontology annotation, biological process: regulation of transcription by RNA polymerase II. Gene Ontology annotation, molecular function: cyclin-dependent protein serine/threonine kinase regulator activity.